AUGUCGACCCAAGAGAGCAGCUCAGAUGGCUUAGCAUACUCUGGGUCCAAAAGCCUGCUUAGCCUUGAGGACGAGAGGCUUGAUGAAAUGGGCGCUGAGGCAGCUCCAGGCUUCGAAGCCGAGAUUCAGGAUCAGAGUCAGGCCUUGGGUGAUGUUGCCGGUGACGGUGCUGCAGUUGAGAGUGCUUCCAACCCUCAAGGUACUGAUAGUGAUGAAGACCUUGGUUCUGAUGGUGACACAGAUGAUGAUGGUGACGAAGAAAAAGAGUCUGAGGCUGAGGCCGAGGCAGAAGCCAAGGUGGAUGCUGAGGCCGAGGCCAAGGCCGAUGGCGACAGCAGUCACGUUGACAUCACUGAUUGUGGUGACAGUGGUGACAGUGUAGGCCUUCCAAACCUGGAGGACUCUGACAGUGUUUCCAGCAAUGAGCAAAGCCUGCUCUUCUGUAGCAUGGAAGCCGAAAUCGGGAUCCGGGAGAACAGGAAUGACGAAGCUACAUCUGAGGUACGUGAGUCAAACAGUGAGCAAAAUGUGAUGGAAGAGGAUAGGUCCAUAGAGGAAUGGAUGUCCAUGGGAAUAACUCCGCUCCCGAGACCUCGCUGCAACAUGGUUAAUGCCCUUCGGGAUAGGCAGCUGGGUUCCAGGCCUCGCUUUGAUUAUGAGGCCUGUGGUGCAAGAGCGUUUGUGCAGCGUUUCUCCCUGCAACAUAAAUUUGAAGGCCAUGUUGGGUGUGUCAAUUCUGUGCACUUUAACCAAUGUGGCACCCUGCUGACCAGUGGCAGUGAUGACCUGAAAGUAUUUGUGUGGGACUUGUUUAAUCAGCACCGAGUACUGGACUUUUUUAGUGGCCAUAGAAAUAAUGUCUUGCAGGCUAAAUUCCUUCCUAAUUGUAAUGAUUCCGCCAUGGUCACGUGUGGCCAGGAUGGGCAGGUACGGCUUGCCCAACUAUCUUUUGUGCCCACAUCCAACGAAACAACCAGGAGAUUGGUGAAGCACAGGGGAGCAUGUCAUAGGCUGGCUUUGGAGCCAGACUCCCCUUAUAAGUUCCUUACUUCAGGGGAAGAUGGAGUUGUUUUCAGCAUUGACCUAAGACAGCAUCAGCCAGCUUCAAAGUUGGUGCUAGUCAAAGAAUAUGACAAGAAAGUGGGACUGUAUACAGUCUUUUUGAAUCCAGCCAAUAGCUACCAGUUUGCCGUGGGUGGGCAAGAUCAGUUUGUGAGGAUUUAUGACCAGAGGAAAAUUCAUGAGAAUGAGAAUAACGGAGUUUUCAAAAAAUUCUGUCCUCCUCACCUGGUGGGCUGUGAUCAGCCAGUAUCCAUCACUUCCCUGGUGUAUAGUCACGAUGGCACAGAGCUCCUAGUUAGCUACAGUGGUGAAGAUAUUUACCUCUUCAACACUUCUGACUGUGAUGAAGGGCAAUAUUCCAAGAAAUAUAAGGGGCACAGAAAUAAUGCCACAGUGAAAGGUGUUAAUUUCUAUGGUCCCAAAAGUGAGUUUGUAAUGAGUGGUAGCGAUUGUGGGCAUGUCUUCUUCUGGGAAAAAUCAUCCUGCCAGAUUGUUCAGUUCUUGGAGGCAGAUGAAGGAGGCGCAGUCACCUGUAUUGAUUCCCAUCCUUACCUACCUGUGAUUGCAACUUGUGGCCUAGACAAUGAGGUCAAGGUUUGGGCACCAUUAGCUGCAGCUCCCACUGAUCUUACUGGGUUAAAGGAUGUGGUUAAGAUCAAUAUGCAGAAACUAGAUGAUUUUAACUUGCACAGUGCUUCCCUGUUUGACAACCACAUGUUCUGGCUCCUCAUGAGUCACAUGACAGAGAGAAAUCCCCAGAGUUCCUGGAGAGGUGUUAGAAUUGAAGCUGGAGACAGAGAUUUCCAGGAGACUUCCAGCAACUCUGAUGAUGAAGAUAACGAAGAUGAAAUACUGUGUAUGCCAUCGUGA
Nannospalax galili (Upper Galilee mountains blind mole rat) is the source of this 1932-nucleotide messenger RNA. RefSeq names its product DDB1- and CUL4-associated factor 8. The record is from RefSeq and is a predicted model, not a curated record. The transcript has a single exon. Lineage: Eukaryota; Metazoa; Chordata; Mammalia; Rodentia; Spalacidae. Gene Ontology annotation, cellular component: Cul4-RING E3 ubiquitin ligase complex; cytoplasm. Gene Ontology annotation, molecular function: protein binding. The coding region runs from base 1 to 1932 and encodes 643 amino acids.